AGCAUCUUAUGUGAGUUUUUCUGUGAAAAACGAUGCUGCCUGGCUAGCCUUAUGCCACUGCCGAACUCCGUUUCUCUCCAACGCUCCACCGGGCUGAGACUCCACGAUCCCUUUCCUUCCGGUUGGUCCACGCGAUCCCACACUAUUGACCGUUAGUCGAACGAGGCUCAUGAAGUCCAAGCCUCGCCGGUCUUGGGCUGAAUCGCCUUCACACAAAAAUAAAUAAUCUGCUGAAUACAUAUACCCAGGAUGCCAAAACGGGGGUCUCCGUCCCUUGUCUCCUUGUCCGUAACAUCCACCUUCCGCCAUCAUGAAGAUCCCCCUGAUUACCCUGGCGGCUGGCUUGGCUGACGCCGCCUCGAUCUCGCUCGUACCGCGUGCCUUUGCGAAUGCCCCUGAUGGCUACGCCCCCGAUAACGUUACCUGCCCGUCCACCCGGCCGAGCAUUCGAUCCGCUGGCGAACUGUCCGCCAACGAGACCGACUGGCUGAAGCUUCGUCGCGAGGAAACCCUCAAGCCCAUGAAGGACUUGUUGGGCCGACUGAACCUUACCUCCUUUGAUGCCAAAUCUUACAUCGACCGCCAUGCGAAGAACAUCUCCAACAUCCCCAACAUCGGUAUCGCCGUCUCCGGUGGUGGAUAUCGCGCCCUGACCAACGGUGCUGGCGCUAUCAAGGCCUUCGAUAGUCGAACGGACAAUGCUACGGCAGAAGGCCAGCUGGGAGGCCUGUUGCAGUCCGCCACAUACGUGUCUGGUCUGAGUGGAGGCUCGUGGCUGCUGGGUUCUAUCGUCAUCAACAACUUCACCACCGUCGGUGCUCUGCAGACCGAUGAGCGUGUCUGGGACUUCUCCAAGAACAUUCUCGAGGGCCCCAACGCCAAGGGUCUUCGGAUCCUGAGCACCGCCAAAUACUGGAAGGACUUGUUCAAGGCCGUCGACAACAAGGAAGAUGCUGGAUACGACACCUCGCUGACGGACUACUGGGGUCGUGCGCUCGCCUACCAGUUCAUCAACUCGACUACUGACGACGGCGGCCUGGACUACACCUGGUCCUCUAUCGCCCUAACUGAAACCUUCCAGAAGGGCCAGAUGCCCAUGCCCAUCGUCGUCGCCGAUGGCCGCAACCCCGGCGAACUUGUCGUCGGCACCAACUCGACCGUCUACGAAUUCAACCCUUGGGAAUUCGGCACCUUCGAUCCCUCCAUCUACGGUUUCGCGCCCCUGGAAUUCCUUGGAUCGCGCUUCGAGAACGGCGAGCUGCCCAAGACCGAGAAGUGCGUGCGUGGAUUCGACAACGCCGGCUUUGUCAUGGGCACUUCGUCCUCGCUCUUCAACCAGGGCCUGCUGCGUCUCAACAACACCGACGCCCCCGACUUCGUCAAGGAAACCGUCAUGAAGAUCCUCAAGAAACUCGACCGCAACGACGAGGACAUCGCCGUCUACUCGCCCAACCCCUUCUACCGCUACCGCAACGCCACCCACGCCUACUCAAAGAGCCGCGAGCUGGACGUCGUCGACGGCGGCGAGGACGGCCAGAACAUCCCCCUGCACCCCUUGAUCCAGCCCACGCGCCAGGUGGACGUCAUCUUCGCCGUCGACUCCUCCGCGGACACCAACAGCUGGCCUGACGGCUCGUCGCUCGGCCACACCUACGAGCGCAGCCUCAACAGCACCGGCAUUGGCAACGGCACCGUCUUCCCUGCCGUGCCGGACAAGAACACCUUCAUCAACCUCGGCCUGAACAAGCGCCCGACCUUCUUCGGCUGCGACUCCAAGAACAUGACGGGUCCGGCGCCCCUGGUCGUCUACCUGCCCAACUCCCCCUACAACUACGCCUCCAACGCCUCCACCUACAAGAUGGAGUACAGCGACGAGGAGCGCGACAACAUCAUCCUGAACGGCUACAACGUCGUCACCCGCGGCAACUCCAGCGUCGACGCCGACUGGCCGUCCUGUGUCGGGUGCGCCAUUCUCUCUCGCUCCGCCGAGCGCACCAACACCAAGCUGCCCGAGAUCUGCAACACCUGCUUCAAGAGCUACUGCUGGAACGGCACCGUCGAUAGCUCGACCCCCAAGGACUAUAAGCCCGAGCUGCAGAUCGAGUCGUCUGAGUCGGCGGCCACGCGCCAGGAGAUGAACCGCACUGCCGCGGUGAUUGCCCUGGCCAUGCUCUUCUUUAUGACGAUGUAG
Molecule: messenger RNA, 2191 nt
Organism: Aspergillus steynii IBT 23096
Lineage: Eukaryota; Fungi; Ascomycota; Eurotiomycetes; Eurotiales; Aspergillaceae
Product: lysophospholipase family protein
Exons: 1
Coding region: 311-2191 (626 amino acids)
Biological process (GO): glycerophospholipid catabolic process
Cellular component (GO): cytosol; intracellular membrane-bounded organelle
Molecular function (GO): A2-type glycerophospholipase activity
Source: RefSeq, a predicted model, not a curated record